AUGAUUCAAUUCAAACGCCAGGAAGAAUUGUCCAUCGUCAAUUUUUCUUUCAAGGAAGAGUUCCGCGUCUCGUGUGUGACGCCGCAAAGCAUCUAUGCUUGGUUUCUACAUCGUCGUCAAGUUGAACUCAAGGAAUCGAACUUGUCAUCUGUCACACCUGGCAAUAGCAACAUCACCUUGAAAUUUGGCCAUGUCCAUUUGCAGUAUCUAUCUAUUGAUCUCACACCUGUUAUUGGCCGCCGCGGAUCAGUAUGCAACAAGUCUGCCCUCGAGAUUAUUUCUGCUGAUACUACAACAUGGUACCAAAGAGAUGAUAAACUCAAAGCUCAACAUGGCUUCAACCUCAAGGAUAGAGAAAGCUACACAAGAGAGGAAGCAAAGCAGAAGAGAUUCAAUUCUAGGACAACAACAGUGACCACAAUUGAAUUAACCUACGUCAAUAACAUGAGAGUGCAUAUUACUAGCCGUUAUUCAAACUUGAAUCAGCUCAUCCGUUUAGAAGAUAAUGAGCAAGACGAAGAAUAUGGCUCUGGAUGA
Mucor velutinosus is the source of this 537-nucleotide messenger RNA. RefSeq lists its product as uncharacterized. The coding region runs from base 1 to 537 and encodes 178 amino acids. The record is from RefSeq and is a predicted model, not a curated record. Lineage: Eukaryota; Fungi; Mucoromycota; Mucoromycetes; Mucorales; Mucoraceae. The transcript is spliced from 2 exons.